Molecule: messenger RNA, 4725 nt
Organism: Clarias gariepinus (North African catfish)
Lineage: Eukaryota; Metazoa; Chordata; Actinopteri; Siluriformes; Clariidae
Gene: ulk1a
Product: unc-51 like autophagy activating kinase 1a
Exons: 28
Coding region: 288-2993 (901 amino acids)
Biological process (GO): protein autophosphorylation; peptidyl-serine phosphorylation; autophagy
Cellular component (GO): cytoplasm; autophagosome
Molecular function (GO): ATP binding; protein serine/threonine kinase activity
Source: RefSeq, a predicted model, not a curated record
ACAAGAAAACAAGUAGCCGGUGACCCCUAGAGCGCGCGCGCGCGCACACACAUAAGGAGAGAGAGAGAGAGAUUAAAGUAGAGUUCUGGGAGAAGCUCGUGUACAUCAGAAGAAGUCGCGCGCUACAUUGUAACACUUUGUAACUCUUUGCUUUGUUGUUUGUUUUUUGUUGUUUUUAAACCCCGCCACGAUGGGAGGAGCUCACUCUGACAUGUUGUUAUUAUUAUUAUGAGGAAUCCUCUCCGACUUGACUUUGUUCCUCGGCGUGUGUUUCACUCUUUAACCCGAUGGAGAGCGUGGGAAAGUACGAGUUCAGCAAGAAGGACCUGAUCGGACACGGCGCCUUCGCGGUGGUCUUUAAAGGGAGACACAAAGAGAAACAUGAGUUCGAAGUGGCUGUGAAGUGCAUAAAUAAGAAGAAUCUGGCCAAGUCGCAGUCCAUCCUGGGGAAAGAGAUUAAAAUAUUAAAGGAGCUGAAACAUGAGAACAUCGUCGGUUUACUGGAUUUUCAGGAAAUCUCAGGUUGUGUCUACCUCGUCAUGGAGUACUGCAAUGGCGGAGACCUGGCCGAGUACCUGCACUCCAAGGGCUCUCUAAGCGAGGACACCAUCCGGAGCUUCCUACAGCAGAUAGCGGGAGCCAUGAGCGUCCUGCGGGGUAAAGGCAUCAUCCACAGGGACCUGAAGCCGCAGAACAUCCUCCUGUCCUACAGCGCGGGACGCAGGGUCGGCCCCAACAACAUCUGCAUCAAACUGGCUGAUUUUGGCUUCGCGCGGUACCUCCAGGGGAACACGAUGGCCGCUACACUCUGUGGUUCUCCCAUGUACAUGGCUCCUGAAGUCAUCAUGUCGCAGAAUUAUGAUGCCAAAGCUGACCUGUGGAGCGUCGGCACCAUCGUCUUCCAGUGUCUGACUGGCAAAGCACCAUUUCAGGCGAGUAGUCCUCAGGAGCUGCGGCUGUUCUACGAGAGGAACCGGAAGCUUAACCCGAACAUCCCUCGGGAAACCUCCAGUCAUCUGAGGCGUCUGCUGCUCGGCCUGCUCCAGAGGAACCACCGGGACCGCAUGGGCUUCGAUGAGUUCUUCCAUCAUCCGUUCCUGGAAGUCAGCGUCGCUGUGAGAACCUCCUCUCCUGUGCCCAUGCCGUCGUACCCCAGCUCAGGAUCUGGAAGUUCCAGCAGCGGCUCCUCAACCUCCAACCUCACCCCCACACAGUCGGACACUGAAGUCCAAAGGCCACACCCACUACACAAAGCCACGCCUCCUCCGUGCUCCCGGCUGAAGGGCUCGUCCUCCUCGGAGACCGACGACUUUGUCAUGGUGCUAGCGCGGUCUCCCAAUGAGACAGCGGAUCAGGACAAUCAGGAAAUGGGGAUCCAGAGUGGGUGUUCUCUGUUGAGUCCAGAAACACCUCCAUCUUCUCCGUGUCUCCAUACAUCGCCAAGCCCUACCAGACCCGCGGAGUGCGGUGGUAGCACCUACAGCCGGUCAGUGCCUGUUCCCGUGCCUACACAAAUCCACAACUACCAAAGGAUGGAGCAGAACCUGCAGGGAGCAUCGAGGACUGCACAAUUACCCACAACCCCUUGCUGCACUGGUGGGUUGCCCAGAGACUCCUGUAGUCCAUCCCACCGCCGACUGAGCACAGGGGGGUCCAGACCUCACCAGCCGUCUCCUAAAGUGGGAACGAUACCCGAGUCCCCCGACCAAUCAGAGCCUCGGGGCAGCAGGACGGGACUACAGGAUGUCCACGCCCGUCCACAGAAUCAGGCUUUCCUUCUUUCCCCCGCCAUGGAAAACCACCAGCACAGUCCAGACGCAGUCGUCCACAGGUGGGAGGUGAGCAGGCGAGCCAGCCUUCCCAGCACCCUGAACCACACCAGGACUCUGGCUGACCUCCAGGAACCCCGCGUGACCCCACAGAGGAGGAGAGGCUCGAUGAAAAGGUCCAGUAGCGCGGGCAGGCUGUCCGAUAUCCUGCUGAAGGCCGUGUUUGGGACUCAUGUGGACCGGGGCAGCUGUGAGGUCCUGAAUACAGAGAGACUCAUGGACACUACGGCGCCCUCUGGUGGAAUUGCUGGUGUAGAGCACGGCUCACGGAACCCCGCUCAUGUCCUCUUCACUGUAGGCACCCCUCCGGAUGGACACGCUCCACCUUCGAACGGCAGAUGCAGACACUUCUCAGUGUCCUCGUCCAGUCCUGAGAGUCCCGGCUGGACGUGCGGUCACUCCCCGAAGCCCUACAACUCACCAGAGAGGUACUGCUGCGCUCAUGACAUCAUGUCCUCCGAUCUGCCCGCGGACACGGCCUUCGUGCCUCCUGAGCUCCCGGCGGAGACGCUGAUGGAGCAGGAUCACACGGACACGCUCACUCAGCUGCGCUUCACCCUGGCCUUCGCACACUGCGUGAUGGACAUGGCCGCCGCAAAGGAUGCUGGGAUCGAGAGGAGCGAGUCGUCCGACGCCUCCUUCCUGGAGCAGAGUCAGGUGGCCGAUCAGAUAAGCCAGCUGAGCCGAGAGUGGAGUUGUGCAGAGCAGUUGGUCCUGUAUAUGAAGUGUGCCGAGCUCCUAUCCAGCGCCUUACACACGGCCAAGGAGGCGAUCAAACAGGGCAAACUCUACCCAUCCGCGUCUGUCAAACAGGUAGUGCGUAAGCUGAACGAGCUGUACAAGGAGUGUGUGAUGUCGUCUCGCGCUCUCACUGCGAGGCUUCAGCUCUUCUUCAGCACCAAGCAAAGGCUGAUGGACCGCAUGAACAACAUCACCGCCGAGAAAAUCAUCUACUCUAACACCGUCCAGAUGGUUCAGGCUGCAGCUCUGGAUGAGAUGUUCCACCACGGCGAGGCCUCGGUCCAGCGCUACCACAAAGCCUUGCUGCUGAUGGAAGGCCUGUCCUCAAUCAUCACCGAGAGCUCCGACCUCAACAACAUCAACAAAUGUAAGCAGUGUAUCGAGCGGCGUCUCUCCUCCCUGCAGCCAGGACCGUGUUUGUGACCACACGUUUUCCUCUCAUACCAAACGAAUCUUCAUCCCUUAUUCACGCACACGUCUUAAUUUAUGCGACCUGCUUCCGUGUGCUGAAUAACACCGAUAUCUAGUAAGGAAAAACAUAAAAGGUGUGCGGUUACAGGAAAACCAUCAACAACAGGAUGAAACUACUAAAGAAGCUGAUUAAGCUUAUUAUUUUUCGAUCGUUGGUUCGAUUCCCGGGUGAUGCUGUAACCUCUCGCAGCUGGAGGUUUAGAGAGAGCUGAUUGGCCGAGCUCUCUCACAGGGGAGGGAUGAGAGGUCUUUAGUGCGCCUACAUUAAUCUCGGCUCUACAGCCAAUCAGGGGAGUCUGUGAGCUCACGCACGCGGAAGGAGCGGAUAGCGCGGUCCUCCGAGUGUGUUACUCCGCCCCUAACGGUGCAUGAGCAAGCAGUUCGAAAAGAUGCGGUCGGCUGGCGUCACGUGGUUCGGAGGAAACACGUGAUAGUCUUCAGCUCUUCCGACCGAGUGGUAGUAGUAGCCUUAAUGUGGGAGCCCCCUAGUGACGGGGAGGAAUUGGACACGACUAAAUUAGGGAGAAAAUCGGGAAAAAAUACUAUUGCAAUUGCUUGUUUGUUCAUUUUUUUAAAAACAAACAGUAUUUUGUACUUUUUGUCCAUUCAUAGUUAAUGUGGCGCACAGAAUGUUACGAUACAGUAGGUGUUGUUGUUUUUUAUAUAUAUUUGGAGAUGGAGCUCUAGCUUACCAGCUCUGACACUGGAGACUCCUUCCGUAAAUUACAGAAAACAAAUGAACGAUUAUAACCAAUAGGAACUCAUUUAUGAUAAGUCUAGAUUUAAGGCUAGAUUAUUAUUAGUUUGAAGCUCUUAGAUUAAACUGGUUUGAAGGGUGUUUUGAAAUGUGUGUGAAUCAGUUCAUCAGGCUUCAUGCAGGACUUUAGCAUCAUAAGUCCUUGACUACGAUUAAUAACACCACAUCCAAUUCCAAAUCAUAGUUUCUCAUUAGAGAGAUUGUGUGUGUUUGUGUGAAAAGUGCAGAAUGAGCACUUUUGCUUCUUACGCUCUCUAAAGCAUGGAUUUGCAUGAACAAAGAACCAGGCCGGUGAUUGAGGUGGAGCCGUUCGCAGCCAUGGCAGACGGACCGCUGGUGAUCAAGUGAUGUGUCAGUGAUUAGACCAAGCGAAAGCAUUCUUUUCUGACCGUUGAAUUGCCGUGUGAUCUUUUAACUCUUAUGCUGUACUCAAUAUUUAUCAGAUCUGGAUGUACUUUGAUGAAACAGCUGCUGUAGCUUUUAUUCUUUACAAAUGUCUUUACGAUGAAGCACUUUACUGAGAAGGAGAGCGCCGGCCGAGCGCCCGAACGAGUCUACUGUAGCAAAACUCGCUUAAUAGCUUUCAUUUAACUUAUUCUGUUUUAUGGAGCACAUUUUUUUAAAUGCACACGACUCACAUGGAUCAAGUGUUUAAAACUUUUUUUUUUUUUUGGUGUUUUUGAAUUUUUUAAAAUUGUAUUAUUAUUAUUAUUAUUAUGUUGCCUUUUUGUGUAUGUGUGUGUGUGUGUGUGUGUCUGUGUUUUUUUUACAUAUUUUAGACAAUGGCCUUAACACCAAAUGCACAUGAGCACCUGUUGUAUGAUGUUUGUGAAGUUUGAAUGUUUGUCUUUUUAUUUUCAAAAAGCCAAGGUUUGUAAUGUUCGUGAUGUGUGGAUUUGUAUUGAUUAAAAAUAAAGUUUGGUUGCA